Aspergillus costaricaensis CBS 115574 is the source of this 2463-nucleotide messenger RNA. Its product is annotated as putative C2H2 zinc finger domain protein. Bases 1 to 2463 code for a protein of 820 amino acids. The transcript is spliced from 2 exons. NCBI's taxonomy places the organism in Eukaryota, Fungi, Ascomycota, Eurotiomycetes, Eurotiales, Aspergillaceae. The record is from RefSeq and is a predicted model, not a curated record.
AUGAGCUUUCUCACGGACGGAUUGAUGAACGAUAUGGUGGGUGGGCAUAUGGCAAACAAUGGCAUACAGGGACUACCUGUGGGUGACAAUGACUCAUUGUCCCUGGUAGUCCCUACUAUCUCUCAAGCGCAGGAUGGCAUGCAUGCCAAUCAUCUUGAUUCUAUUCUGUCACAACUUGUGACUGCAGUUGAAACGAAACUGUCACAGCAAGAUGCAGCUCAUCUUUAUGAGAUGAAAGACCUGCUCAAUGCCAGCCACAACAGACUUAUCAGGAUGAUUCAGCACCAGAUUGAUAUCAUAGAGUAUCCAUCUCAUUCGCCCGGUUCGUCUGACUCGCCUGGCAGCCCGCACAAUGGAUACAACUACGUCUGCAAACUCUGCCCCAAUGGAAAGCGCAAAUCUUAUACGGAUCGAGGUAACUUCAGGCGUCACGUCUCGGACCAACAUCACUCUGAAUUUCGCUACCUGUGCCUGAAUUAUCCAAAUUGCCGCUGGUCAGCACACAGGCGGGAUAAGGUUUAUCACCACAUGAGGAUCCAGCAUAAAUUUUUUAGAGCGUCUCGGGAGCAGGCAAAUCGAAGGAGAAUUAGACAGACCCCACCACGCCAAUGUGGGCUAUGUUUACAGCCUGUAAAUUGCUGGGCGGAGUACUUCAAGUGCGUUGCCAACCAUUGUCGUGUCAGGAAAGUCGGUUCGACCAAUUCAAGCGCAAGCCAGAGUAGACGGGGCAGCGAUGAUCGCGGAGGAGGGGGCAAUAACGGACCUGGCUUCGGUGGGAAUUUCUUCCCUGGAGGUGGUUUCGGUCAAUUUGGUCCACACCAGUUCUACCCUGGCAACAAUGGGGGUUUUCCUUCGACUGGUGGCGGUCAGAAUAAUGGCCAUUAUGGUAACAGUUUCUCUGGCUACAGGGGCGCUACAAACCGAGAUGACGAAGAGUCUACCUCAGGCUACUCCUCCGGAGAAGCUGAUGCUGUCUCAGAUAUAGCUCCAUCAUCGUCUUGCUGCUCCAGCGACGUACCACACACGGUGGAAGUUCCUGCCCCAUCUAAUAUCACAAGCCAGCAUUUGGCACUGAUGCAGAUGGCAGAGAGAGCUGAAAGCUGCGACUCGGUCUCCCACGGCGAGGAUUGCCCGCCACCCACACCUGGUGAAACGGAGAUAAGCAACCCGGGCGACAAAGCUUAUCGCCGUAUAUCACGGCCUUCCAGUAGCACGGAUCUAACCCCCAAGCGGGGCUUCCCUCCUAUGACUGAUGAUAGUUCCGAGAAGCGGUGUCAAGGCUGUGGACACACUUUCGACGAUUGCGAUAAGUGUCGUCGUCUAAAGGGAACUUCCUUCCAGUGCCACUUGUGCACAGACAGUAGCUGCAAGCUCCAUGCUUUUGAGGGUGACCUCAAAGGAAGCGGAGAACCGCAAAGCUGCAGGCAGGUAACUGAUGAAGGUGAUGUAGGUGUUCUUGCGCACCCACUCCGGGCUGAUCAUUGUUCCCUGUCGCCAACUGAGCACCCUCUGGAGUCUCCGUCUCUCGGUGAUUAUGAUCGGCAUACAAAACCUGAAGAAGGUUGUCAUCUUGGAGCUCGAAAAUCAUCGGGUGGCCAUAACCUUGGCUUGGGAGCUUCCAAUGAUGGGGAAGUACAUUCUGGCAGCCCUGGUUCUCUUAGUCGGGAUUCGCCUUUUGGCUUUGAAGUGACUUGCUCCCCGAUAAGUCUGGACACUUCAUAUUGCCAAGCGCUACCUUCUCUGGUCACCAAAGUACCACGAGAAGGAAUUGAAGCUGCCGAUGGAUAUGGAAGCGGUAAGCUAAUGAUGACCGAGGAGUUGAAACAAACACUCGAUAUAUUGUCUGUUGCGGAGUCGACAUAUCAGUCGUACGAAAUCCUCUCAUUCUGUGUCCUGAGUGCAGUGCAAGAGUUCUUCGACCAGAUGCUUGUCUCUUGGCUCGUCUGCGAGGCCGCCCUACUAAAAUCAGUGUCAUUGUCGUACUGUAUCGGUGGAAAGGGCAUUUCCUGGGAACGAACCGAGUCCGCUAUUAGUCGGCGCUACCUACCCUUUCCAUGGGAAAGGAUUUGUUACCAAUCCACAGCUAGACGAAUUCCGCGGAGAAAGCAUUCACUGCUGCGAACGAAGCUACAAGUGAUCUCCGGGGUUCUCAUACUGCGUGCCACUGUUAUGAAGAGGAAGCCAUCGAUGAAUUCAUCCACAGACACUUCCGCAGAAGUUUCCGAGCCUAGCAAGGUAGGCACUGAGCUCCAGGUAAUUGAACCAGGUAUCCAUGCGGCUCCAUCUAUCGAAGUGAUGUUCAGCCGAGGCACAGAGGUGGUAGCGGACGCAUUCUCCAGCUUGAUCACCGGCGUCAUGUCUGCAACAGAAGAAGAGAUGGAAUACUUCAAGCCCCUAUCCGCGCAUAUUUCGAAUCUCUUCACAAGGGGAUCGUGGCUGGGAGAGGAGAGCCUGACUGAGUGA